This is a messenger RNA of Linum trigynum, 1140 nucleotides long. The record is from the annotation of a GenBank genome assembly. Lineage: Eukaryota; Viridiplantae; Streptophyta; Magnoliopsida; Malpighiales; Linaceae.
AUGAAUUGCGUCAACUAUCUUCCCAGAUCCUCUGCUCUGCCUCGGUGGAGCUCCGAAUGCCGGCAGGGGAAGCCUUCAAUGAGGUCCUCCGCAAAUCUUGUGAACAUGACGAAUUCUCAUGCGCCACACCGUCGAUUCUCCUUGAAGGCAAUAUCUGGAUCAACAUCUAGUGCUAUGAAAAGUGAUGCAGAUGUGAAGGGUGAAGAAGGAAAAUCUGACGUUUACAGUCACAACAUGACAGAAGCGAUGGGUGCUGUUUUGACUUACAGACAUGAGCUAGGAAUGAAUUACAACUUCAUCCGGCCAGACUUGAUUUGUGGAUCAUGCCUACAGACACCAGCAGAUGUUGAUAAGCUUCGGGACAUUGGAGUUAAAACGAUAUUUUGCUUGCAGCAGGAUCCAGACUUGGAAUACUUUGGGGUAGAUAUUGGUGCCAUUCGGCAGUAUGCUAAGUCAUUUGAAGAUGUACAGCAUUUGCGCGAACAAAUAAGGGACUUCGAUUCAUUUGACUUGAGGGUGCGGCUUCCUGCUGUAAUCAGCACAUUAUACAAAGCUAUAAACCAGAAUGGAGGUGUGGCAUAUGUUCACUGCACUGCUGGACUGGGAAGAGCUCCUGCUGUGGUGAUGGCAUACAUGUUCUGGGUUCAAGGCUACAAACUUAAGGAAGCUCAUGAUCUGCUUUUGAGUAAACGCUCUUGCUUCCCGAAGAUGGAAGCUAUCAAGAGUGCCACUGCUGACAUACUUGCAGGAAUGAGGAAGAAGCCUGUGACUUUAUCAUGGAAAGAUGACAAUUUGUCUUCUGUGGAAAUUUCUGGACUUGAUAUUGGUUGGGGUCAGAGAAUUCCUUUGAGACUUGAUGCUGAACAAGGCAUGUGGAUUCUUGAAAGGGAACUGUUGGAAGGACGGUACGAGUACAAGUACAUCGUCGAUGGUGAAUGGACAAUCAACAAAAAUGAACUAGUUACUUCUCCCAACAAAGAUGGUCAUGUGAACAACUAUAUCGAGGUGAUCGAUGAUACGGAUGCUGAUAGAGCCGAACUAUGGAAGAGGGUGAUGAGUGACGAUCCCUACCUGACAAGGGCAGAGCGAUCCAAAAUAAGGCAGUUUCUUGAAUCACAGCCUGAGGAAGCAGAGAAUUGA